GUUUCUGGGCGGACUUUUCCGAGGCCAGGCACGGCGCAGCCUGAGCCUCACUCUACGUCACACCUUUCCGAGUGUAACUGUGGUCUGUGCUCAGUCUGUCUCCGUCUCUACUACAACUGGCUGGCGUCUUUUUCCCUGCUGUCCUGUUUUCGUGUUUCAUCCACCGCGGGCUCUUCGCUCAGGAUCAUGUUCCCUCAGUGAAGACUUUCUGACCGCGUCGCUCCGCCGCUCUGCUUGGAAGUAGCGCUGUCGACAAUAAAGCGAUCCUUCCCGAUGCUUCAGCUCACAGCUCCGCUCCAACUAACCGUGAGAUUGUAGUGAAUCUCACCCCACUGGAGGCUCAGAAUGCUAAUAUGAUGACAGCUUGCGGGCCAGUGUCAUGGCAACAAAGCUACAAUCUGAUAUAUGUUGGGUAAAGGAGCAAAGCGGAAGCUGGACGAGGAUGACGAGGGCGUGGAAGGCAAAGCGCUGGCGGCCGACGGCCUCUCCAAGGUGUCCUACACGCUGCAGAGGCAGACCAUCUUCAACAUCUCUUUGAUGAAGUUAUAUAACCAGCGGGCUCUGGCCGAGCCCAGCCUGGAGAAGCGUGUGCUCAUCAACAACAUGCUGCGGCGCAUACAGGAGGAACUGAAGCAGGAGGGCAACCUGCGGCCACUUUUCUUUCCCCCGUCUCCUCCGCCGGAUGACCCAGUGGAUGAGGGCUUUCGGGAGGCUCAACCAGCCUUUGGGGCACUCUCACUUGCCACAGCCACCCCCCUGGCCCCACCCCCUGUAUCUCCUGCUCCGCCUCCACUGCCCCCAGCCCCGCCUCUGGCCGGCCAAACGCCGCUGGAUGCGUGCCUCACCCCAGCCUCGCUGCUGGAAGAGGACAGUGCUGCCUUUUGCACACCACCUUCUCUUUCGCCCCAGUCCCUUCAGGACGUCCCGUCCAGACUCCAUCCACAAGUGGGCGGAGACAGUUUCUCCUCUGCCCUGGAUGACAUUGAGGAGCUGUGUCCAGCAGCCCAAGCAGCAGCAGGGCCUACAACUACCUCCCCCUCUGCACUCACAGUGGCCCUACACAUGCCCCUCCAGCCCCCUAAUCAGGCCAUUGGGGCUUCGGACUCCAAAGACUGCAGCAAACCCUGUAGCCCCAAGCUGGAGGGCCUAAACUCGCUGCACCUGGAUCGUCCAUCUGCAACCAUAGCGGCCAGCGACUCGAAACUGAUGGAGACCCUCCCUCCUAACGGCCUGGACAUGAGCACUUCCCCCUCCGCCUCCUCUUCCUCAGGCUUUCUCACUGACCUGGCCCUGGACGAUAUCCUUUUCGCAGACAUCGACACAUCCAUGUACGAUUUCGACCCCUGCACAUCCGCUGCAGGGGCCGCCCCCUCUAAGCUGGCCCCCGUGGUGACAGCCGAUGACCUCCUCAAGACUCUGUCCCCUUACAGUGGCUCCACCCCCGCUGUCAGCUCCAACCAGCCUUUCAAAAUGGACCUCACAGAACUGGACCACAUUAUGGAGGUCCUGGUAGGGUCAUGACCAGGUCUGAGAAGGGGAAGAGGAGGAGUAGAUGCAAAAAUAAAUCAAAGAUUUUUUUUUUUUAGAUACGAAGUGUAAAAAAAAAAAAGCUGAAGAACAUUGUGGGUGUUUUGUACAGUUUUUUGAUUUUUAAGACAAGGCAAUUGUAAUAAUCAAUGGUGAUGUCACCCAGUACUACUUCUCAAAACACUGUGCAUGCACUGUGCUCGCCUUUCCCAAAAAAUGAACAUGAAGGAACACACUUGGCUUCUUGUCAGAUUUGAGUGCCUUCAUUGAAAAAUGACCACUUGGUAAAUCUCCUGUCCUUCUGUUAUCAUCUCUUUUUCAUUUCUCAAAAUAAGCAGAGAAGGAGUAGCAGCUCUCUUUCCCCCUUGUCACCAUACAGGUGCAAGAAUGUGCUAUGCCAGGCCUAUUUGCGUGUCACUUUCAUUUUCACUAAAAGCACAACAACAUUUUAAAAGAGGAACCUGGUUUAUGUGCUUCUUUAGUGUUAUUAUUCAUAUGUCACUGACAUUGGAGAAAUACUGAAAUGGUUGUGCUCCAACUUUAAUGUCCUGACUGAACCAAACUCCCACUCUACAAUCUCUAAUAUGAAGUGUACAUAGUUUACCCUGACUGGCCUAUUUAUACAUGAACUUGGUGUAAAUGUUGGGGAUCAGUGUAGAAAUUUACCUUCAAACAGAUUUGAAAAGAUCUGCAUUGGUCACUUGGGUUCAGGCAAUAAGUGCACAUUGUAUCGAUGCGCACAACGUUGUAUAGUUUUAGUCCUGUGACAAGGAGUCCUUUUCCUGAAUGGGAAAUAACCAAGUGAAGGUUAUGUCCCUUUAUGCUGUAAGAAAUGUAUGCAGAUAAUUCCCUCUUGAUCAAAAGCAAAGUGUAAACUACUUUUAGCCCCUUUUGUCUUUAUCUGUUGAAAUGCAUGAACAUAACUUCCUCAUUUUUUAUGUUUUGGAUUUUCAGUGCUCAUAAGAAAUGCAAUUUCAUUUAAAAACACUACACCAGUGUGCAGGAAGUGAGUGUGUGCGUGCCUGUUCAUGCAAAAAAUAUCAUUUCUGAUGUCAUAGGCAGCCUCAAAUUUAUGGUGAUUUUUUUUGUUCAUCUUUUAUUUUCAUUUUGUCAUCUACGCUUGUUUGCCAAACAUUUCUUCCGCAUCCUGCAUUCUCCAACGGUACGGUAUACAUACUAUUGCAUGCAGCAUUGCAAUAUAAUUGUACAAAAGCCAGCUAUAGGAUUUUAGGUGGGUGGUUUUAUUUGACCUUAUUUAUACCAUUGUUUGGUUGAGUUUUACUGAUUGCCAUCUACUCGUGUCUAAGCAACGUUUUCCUCGUCUCCCUUUUGUCUCUCAGCUGGGAUUUUGCUUAUAGGUUUUUGGCCAGUAGAGAUGGUCACAAAGAUCUUAAGGGGUAACAGCACUGGACAUUAGAAAUUAGAUUGUGCAUAUAAGAGCGUUUGAAAUUACCAUAGAGGAUUUGUUUAGAUUUCCAAACUUUUCCAUUACCAUCAGUUAUUCAGUAGUUAAAAACAGCCUGUGUGCAGCAGAACACUGAAGAAAUGCCUUCUGUUCUGCAUCUCACUACAAACCACUGAAUUCAGUCAAACUGGACUUUGUCUUUUCAGUUCAGUUCUGACCUUCAUGCGCAAAGGGACCAUUUCUCAUAUCGUCUGCUUAGGGUUAUAGACCCAUUCACUGGAGAGCACUGUUCUUCAGCGAUGACUUCAUGAUCAAUAUCAUUUCCCAUCACAGUUAAAUUUCAAGAGCAUGUUGGUUUCAUAGCAUGGAAUCAUGCAGGCAUCAUCAGACAGUGGAGACCAUUUCAGAUAGCAGGUUUAUUUCACUGUUUACAGAGAAGCCUGCUUUGGGAGUCAGUUUGAACAGGUCAUAGACAGGAGCGCUGGAGAGAUUAUCUGAGAAUUAAACACGAUGAUGAGCGGGAGUAUGAGAGCCAAGCGGGCAAUACUAUUCAUUCAUAAUUACAAUUACUGAUUAUUUUAAGAUGUUUGGAUUUGGAGUGAUUGUUUUUGUUUUAAUUUAUUUAUUCUUUGUUUCCUGUGUAAAUAUAUUUAUUUUGAUGUGAAGCUACCAUCUGGAUUGUAAUGUGUACAGAAUGUAUGGUAGGAAUGUACUCUGCUUAUAGGAAUGUAUCGUGCUUAAUGAAUUGGGUUGGAAGCCAUUUUUUUUCUGUUUUGAAAAUGCAUUAUUUUGUCUCUAUUUUGUUUUCCUAUAUUAUAAUUUCGGGGUGGUGUUUGUGGCUGUUUUCUAGGUCUGCACCUCCUACCCCUAUUUAAAUAUGAGUAUUUAAUGUCUGUGUUUUUGUUCGUGCGCAAGGGAAAAUGUUUGUGAAGCAAUAUUUUAUUCUCUUCAAACUUCAGAGGUUCAGACUCCAAAGCUUCUUUUUUUUCUUUCUUUUUUUUUCUCGGAAAAAGUCUGUCGCUAACCCUCAAUGCCAAAACAUAUGAAGAGCAGAAGUGAAUGCUUUCUGAUGCUGGUUACUGUUAGUUUUGACAUGGUGUCUCCCGUCUUCAGCCUGUGCCACAGGCCACCUGUUUGGGGAAACAGAAGUAGUUGAGUGGUUUUUGAGAGAGACCACUGGUAGGAAGGGGAAGGAGGGGGGCAGUUACCUCUUCUUCUGCUCAAUAAGAGAGGCUGUAUUUUUCACAGACCUUGGAGCUGUGCCUUUUUCUAUGCAAUUACCAACAUAUUCAUUUUGAGAGAAAAAUGAACCCAUCAACUGAUGAUCACUGUAUUUGCAUCAAGGUGUGGACUGUAGAAUAUAUAUAAAAUAUGGACAGGUGUCUAUGAAUUUGAAACAGUCUUACUUUUGUAGUUUUAUAUCAUACAAUAAACUAUUAAAAAAUA
Colossoma macropomum (tambaqui) is the source of this 4378-nucleotide messenger RNA. RefSeq names its product SERTA domain containing 2b (gene sertad2b). Lineage: Eukaryota; Metazoa; Chordata; Actinopteri; Characiformes; Serrasalmidae. Gene Ontology annotation, molecular function: transcription regulator activity. Bases 406 to 1521 code for a protein of 371 amino acids. The transcript has 3 exons. The record is from RefSeq and is a predicted model, not a curated record. Gene Ontology annotation, cellular component: nucleus.